GGUAGCAGAGCAGAGCAGGGAAAUUUCCCUAUGUUAUGGGCCUUAUGGCUUUGUGCGCUAUUAAACUCAUAGUCAAUCAAUAUUCCAUGAAGUAAAGUCCAAAAUAUGUAUAGAAGAAAUUCAGAGAGAGAGAGAGACAAUUUUGGCGCUGUGCUAAUGUCUAAUGAUAUAUAAAUCUAAAUAAAGAACAGAGGAGAGAGAGAGGGGGAGAGAUAGAAAAUGGAUGUGAAGAAAAUUGUGGUGGUAGUAGAAGAUGUAGAUGCAGCUAGAACUGCUCUACAAUGGGCUCUUAGAAAUGUCAUUCGCCAUGGUGACACAAUCACUUUGCUCCAUGUCUACCACUCCACAAGAUCAAGAAGCAGAAGCAGAGCUCGUCUUCUUCGCCUCAACGGCUUCCGGUUAGCCCUUUCCUUUCAAGAGAUGUGCAGCAACUACCCCAACACAAAGGUUGAGAUCAUUGUCACGGAAGGGGACCAAGAAGGAACCAAGGUUGCUGCUACGGUCCAAGAGAUUGGAGCUUCAAUGCUUGUGGUUGGACUCCAUGAUCACAGUUUUCUUUACAAAUUCGCCAUGGCCCAUUCCCAUAAAAGUAUAGCCAGCAACUUCAACUGCAGAGUACUUGCCAUCAAGCACCCUCAUUCUGACCACAUGAUUUCUUCUGCAGUAGCUGUUUUAGACAGUUCAACCAACAUGGACUUUUCACAAAUUGACAUUUCUCAAUUACAAGUCCCUCAUAUCACUCCACCAAAAAUUCCGUACCGAAUCUGCCCUAUUCCGUCUGCAAUUAUUUGGAGAUCAAGGAGAACUAGGAGAAGAUGAAGGACUCAAAUUCCUUUCAGAGUAUUUAUUUUGUUUUGUUUCCCAAGGUAUCCAACGACAGACAGCCAAAAGACUAAUUCUUCGAGAAUCUAAAAUCACGUUAAGUGAGUUGCACUCACAACAAAUAUUCCUCCGUACGAGCCUUGAUGAUACUUUUUUAAUACUUUCAAAUUUCCUAUACUUUAGGUUCACCUGCCACACACACAUGAUAAACAUUUGACAUAGUAUACUUGGCUGUUUAUGUCUACAUUUUUCUGAUUGUGGAAAGAAUCUUGUUGUAUAAAUAACAUCACCUUCUUACAGAUUUGAUGAGUGGGGUAGAGUUUUCAAUU
Lotus japonicus is the source of this 1151-nucleotide messenger RNA. RefSeq lists its product as uncharacterized. The record is from RefSeq and is a predicted model, not a curated record. The transcript is spliced from 4 exons. Lineage: Eukaryota; Viridiplantae; Streptophyta; Magnoliopsida; Fabales; Fabaceae. The coding region runs from base 220 to 819 and encodes 199 amino acids.